Messenger RNA from Tilletiopsis washingtonensis, 297 nucleotides. RefSeq lists its product as hypothetical. Lineage: Eukaryota; Fungi; Basidiomycota; Exobasidiomycetes; Entylomatales. The record is from RefSeq and is a predicted model, not a curated record. Gene Ontology annotation, cellular component: precatalytic spliceosome; U4/U6 x U5 tri-snRNP complex; U6 snRNP. Gene Ontology annotation, biological process: mRNA splicing, via spliceosome. Gene Ontology annotation, molecular function: RNA binding. Bases 1 to 297 code for a protein of 98 amino acids. The transcript has 3 exons.
AUGGCGACGGCCGCGCUGUCUGCCUACGUGGAGCAGUCCGUACUGCUCCUCACGCAGGACGGCCGCGUCAUCGUCGGCAUCCUGCAGGGCUUCGACACGGCCGGCUCCGUCAUCCUCAGCGCGUGCGUGGAGCGCAUCUUCAGCGCAGAGGCGCCGGUGGAGGAGGUGCCGCUGGGCCUGUACAUUCUGAGGGGCGACGCCAUCACACUAGUGGGCCGACUGGAUGCCGAGCUGGAAAAGACGCAGGACCUGCAGAGUCUGCGCAUCGAUCCCAUCCCGCACGUAAGGCAUACGUAG